Molecule: messenger RNA, 1127 nt
Organism: Cebus imitator (Panamanian white-faced capuchin)
Lineage: Eukaryota; Metazoa; Chordata; Mammalia; Primates; Cebidae
Product: vacuolar protein sorting-associated protein 4A-like
Exons: 1
Biological process (GO): vacuole organization; endosomal transport
Molecular function (GO): ATP hydrolysis activity; ATP binding
Source: RefSeq, a predicted model, not a curated record
GCCAAAGCUGUGGCAACAGAGGCCAACCACUCCACCUUCUUCUCCGUGUCCUCCCCAGAUCUGAUGUUCAAGUGGCUCGGGGAGAGUGAGAAGCUGGUCAAGAACCUGUUUGAGCUGGCCAGGCAGCACAAGCCCUCCAUCAUCUUCAUCGAUGAUGUGGAUUCCCUCUGUGGAUCCCGAAAUGAAAAUGAGAGCGAGGCUGCCCAGAGAAUCAAAACGGAGUUCUUGGUCCAGAUGCAGGGGGUGGGAAAUAACAAUGAUGGAACUCUGGUUCUCGGAGCCACAAACAUCCCAUGGGUGUUGGAUUCAGCCAUCAGGAGGAGGUUUGAGAAGCGCAUUUACAUCCCCUUGCCAGAGGAAGCUGCCCGAGCACAGAUGUUCUGGUUGCAUCUGGGGAGCACCCCCCACAACCUCACGGAUGCAAACAUCCAUGAGUUGGUCCAGAAGACCGAAGGCUACUCGGGGGAGGACAUCCGCAUCAUCGUGUGGGACUCCCUCAUGCAGCCCAUGAGGAAGGUGCAGUCAGCCACACACUUCGAAAAGGUCUGUGGCCACUCCCACACAAAUCCCAGCAUGAUGAUUGAUGACCUCCUGACCCCAUGCUCACCAGGGGACCCAGGGGACAUGGAGAUGACUUGGAUGGAUGUCCCUGGGGACAAACUCUUAGAGCCUGUAGUUUUCAUGUCAGACAUGCCGUGGUCUCUGGCUACCACCUGGCCCACGGUGAAUGCAGACGACCUCCUGAAAGUGAAGAAAUUCUCAGAGGACUUUGGCGAGGAGAGUUAAAAGCUGCCUCACUUGGGCAAUGGUGAAGGUGGGAGGUUGAUUAGGGCAAAUCCAGGCACUCCCCAUGUCAGCAGCCAGACAGGGCUCCAGGGCUUGUCCCAAAGUCACUAGAGUUCCCUCUACUCUCUGGCCACCCACCAGGGAGCUGGAAAGAAGGGCUUUGCAGCUGCAGAGACACUCUGCCACCCUGGGGCACAUGGUGGACACUGGCUCUUCCUACUUCCUCCUCUCCUGGAUGCUCACCAGCUCCUUCUACCCCUUUUUUUUUCUUCCAUCUUUUGUUCCCCUAAAUUAAUACUGCUUGGAUUUUUGUCUUGUUUAUAAAUAAAGAUAAAUUCAUC